AUAGUAUGCAUGCACGGGUUUUAUUAUUUUCUUAAUUUUAAUUAGGAUUUAUUUUAGUAAUUACAUUACAUUGAACUGGAGAGCACAUCUCUUCCGGGUUAACGUUUACGCGCUUGCGUCAUCACGUAUAUAAAUACGCUCGUGGCCCAGUGGGCGGAGUCAAACCGACAUUCUCACUAGUGGCGCGAAGUGAAAAUUUGCUUAAAAUUUAACUUCUUGUCAUUGUAGAACCUGUAUUUUGAACUAAUUAGUACUUUAAACCCAUAUGUGAUAAGUUAUUAUAUUUCUGGGCGCUAUUUUAUUCGCUUUUUUAGCCAAAACGGUGAGAGGCGUUAGCCAGUUAGCUAGCUGUGUGAACUCAGAGGCGUUAGCCAGUUAGCUAGCUGUGAGAGCUGAGAGGAAAUUGGACAGUUUUUGAUAAAUAAAGUUAGAUAUCAAGCGACAUCUGAGGUAAAUAUUAAGGACAGUGUAACCGUCAUCCUGUUUAGUGUUUAUUUUAACAGGAAGGUAAAAUGGCGGCUGUAGACAUAGACGUCGUGUAUGAGAAGAUUCACCACAGACACGAUCCGCGGUGGUGCGCGCGCGCGGGACCCGGACGUGACGUAGGAGCGGGCGCGAGGGCGAGCGUCAGGGUGUGUGUCGCGUGCGUCAUCGAGCUGAUUGACAGCCAGGAAGUGUCUGCGGUGCGUAAGGCGGUGGCUCUGGCGGGUGUAGGAGAGCUGCUGAAGACUGAAGGAGUGAUGAGGGAAAUCCUGCAGCAGGACGACCGAGUGUGUGUACAUUUCACCUCCUCAUUACUCAAGAUGCUGCAGUGUGUGGAAGAUCCUUCUACGCUGGACAGGGUGAUGCAGGUGCUGGUUCAGCUGUUGUUGGAUCUGAAGGUAGAGCAGUUAGUGCAACACGUGAUGAAUGAGCUCCAAACACAGCUGUGUGAUGUGAAGUGGUUGGUGGUGUGUGUGAUGUUUCUGGGUAAGCUGCUGGAUGCUGUUCCUGCAGUAGGCCACAUGCUGAGCACCUCACACUUGUGUGUGCUGGAGAGUGUGUGUGCGCGGAUGGUGAGUGCGGAUGAGGAGCUGAAGGCGGCGGUGUGUUACGUGUUCCGUGGUGUGUGGGAGUCGGAGCUGGCGCUUCAUUCUCUGCCACACACACUCAGGGACAGAGUGUGUGUGUUCCUGCUACACACACUCACACACGCCUGCUCGCACCAACUCAUCAUCAACUGCCUCGGGCUGCUGUUACUGAUGCUGCGUUCAGGAGAGACAGUGUGUAUUCUGAUGAAUCAGGGAGAAGAAACACAGCAUCCAGAGCUCCAACACUCUUCACUACCACUCAUAUUAAAGAGGUUGUUGUUGAGUGGUGAUGAGUCUCUGCAGGUGGCCAGUGUUCAGUGUGUGUGUGCUGUACUGAAUCACUCCACUCAGUACUGCACCUCCUUCAUACACGACGACAUACCAGAGUUCCUGUUUGAGCGCUUGAGCAGCAGUAACGACGUGCUCCUGUGGUGUGUGUACAGCUGUGUGUUGCUGCUGUGUGAAGACUCGCUGUUUUUCUCGCAGUGCCACUCGGUUUACGGGAUCGAGUCUCUGGUGCGCAGUCUGAAGGCAUCACUGAAGCUGUCUAAUGUGGAAGUACCGAAACAGGGCCUACAGCUGCUUACAGUUAUACUGGAGAAGCAGCCGGCAGGUGUGCGUCUGUUCCCGAUUGGUCCAGCGUUUGUGGGUGUGGCUGAAGUGGUGAUAGGGGGCGUGGCUUCACCCUGUCUCAGAGUAGCCACCCAGGCAGCACGAGCAGCUACUGCACUGAUGAAGAUGCAUCACCAGUCCACUCCAGUGCAUUAUGGAGAAUUAAAAAAGAUCAUGGAGGCUUUGUCAUGCAGAUUCACGGAGUUACCAUCACGGGCCAUCUCACAACGCAGAAGGUGUUUUGCAGAUUCUGAGUCCAGUUCUCAGUCUGCCAAAGCAGGAGCGUUUUUUAUGCAGGCACUGGUCUGCUUUCAUGAGGCCUGCAGGCUGGUGGAGGAGUGUGUGUGUGAGGCCAAUGUGAAGGAAAGUCCUUUAACAGCAGCAGACCAGCAGAAUGAGGACACACUGGAGUCUGUGUGUGUGUGUUUGCUGAAGUGCUGUGAUACAGCGUACAUUCCUACAGUUACUAGAGUGUGUGAGCGCAUCCCCAGUCCUCGGGUUCUGCAGCUCUUCCUCUCCAUUCUCUCUGUGCAGUUCUCUCUCUCGCCCUCACUCAUGCCUGCCUUUGCCAACAAGCUUGCCUCCUCAGGUUUCAUUAGACUGACUCUAGAAAACAAGGCUCUUCUGUGUUCAGGAAACAGACACACAUCUCUAAACAUAGCUUGCUGUGGUUUUCUUCUGAAACUCUGUAUGUGUUUACUGUCUCAGCCUGAUCUGGAGACCCACAGCCAGCACCUAGGUGUUGAGGAGGUGGAGUGUGUGUUGCGUGAGUGUUUGCCCUCUCUGUACUAUCAUGUGUGUGAUUGGCCAUCGGUGCUGAGCGAGGUUCCAGUAGCUAAUCAGAACACACGGUACUGCUUACUGCACCUGCUGUAUCUCUCACUGAUCCAUGGUGACAGGUUGCUCCCGGAUGCUACAGUGUUCUCCAGUGUAGUAGAGUUUAAUAGCGCAGUAGUGGAACAGUGUGAUACUCUUCCUCCAUCAGUACUGCAGUCAGUUCUUUAUCUGCUGUCAGAAACACAGGAGAGCAGCUCUGAUCUAGACUGGCCUUCUCUGAAGAGCAUCAUCAAGUUCCUGUCAUCCACACCUCCAUCCUCUUCUCCUCUGUCCGUCCCUCAUCCCUCACUCCUGCGCUUCAUCUUCCGUUACCCCGAGCUGGCCGAGCGGUUUGGGACGACGGUUCUGAUCGGGUGGCUGAAAAGAGGGAAAGGUGGAAAAGAUCUGGAUCCUGAGCAGACAGUACUGAUGGAGCUCCUGGAGAAGAACCCUUCUGUUCUGUUAACAAUGCUGGGUGUGGUGUUUGAGGAGGAGGAGGAAGUAGCUGAGUGUGCAGUGAGUGUGAUUAAGAGGUUUCUGACGGUUCAGCAGAACUGUAGCUCUGUUUCUCCAUCACUGCUCAAAACAUCACUGCUGCAGGUACUGCCGAAACUCAACUGGGAUAGCAGCACAGUAGUCCGUGGUGUGUGUCUGAUGUUGGAGGUACUGUGUGUGGUGCAGACGAACUCUACAGUUCACACUGAUAUGGACCACACUGACUUCAAACUGCUGUAUCACAUCAGUAAUCUUGUUGGAAAGAUGAAGUGCAGUAACACAGAAUAUCUGCUACCGGCAUUAAACUACCUUUACUGCUGUCUGGCUCUGUCUCCUACACACACUGCUGACCGAGUUGUAUCCAUGUUGCUGUGUAACACAGGUCUGAUGGAGUUAUUACAGACUCUGCUGGAUCUCUCUCAAUCCUCCUCAUCCUCAUCUUCAUCACCUUCAUCACCUUCAUCACCUGUCAUCUGCUGCUCCCUCCUCUUGCUCAGCUCCCUCAUUACUCUACAGCACACACACUCUGCACAGGUCCAUAAGAGUGUGUGUUUAGAGUUAGAGAGUGUUGUGAGAACCCUCAUGUUCUGGAAGAGACAUACUGACAGCCUGCUGCUGGGGUGUACAGUGCGUCUACUGCAGGCCGUGUUGGAUGUGGACCUGUGCUCUCCUGUAGUGUGUGUGUCAGAGUGUGUAGAGCUUCAUCCUCUCAGCUACAGAGGAGCAAUCAGCUUCACCACAGCACUGCAGAGUCUACUGCUGCAGAAGCAGGAGAUGCUCCUCAGUGCGUCUGUGAACUGUCUGAACUCACUCAUACGCUUCCUGAACAGAGGGAGACCAGCUAUAGUUCAGCAUGUGGUGUGUCAGCCCUGGAAUCGUUUCUUGCUCUACUCUCUGCUGAAUUCAGGCGAAUAUCUCACACUGCACCCAGCAACACUCCGCUUACUGACUCUGCUGGUUCGUUGGUCUGGAGACGGAGUACAGUGGGAGUCGGACGUUGUGUGUGUGUGUGAAACUGCUGAGAGGAGAGGAGUGAAGGAGUUGAGAGGGAACACCAUACACACUCUUAAACGCCUGCUGAUUGAGUGCAGUGAGUGCUCUCUGAGUGAAGAUGUGAAACUGAGAGUGGAGAGUCUGUUAGAGUCCCUCGACCAUCUGCGUCCUUCAGAGAGCAGCACGGGGUGUUUACUUCGAGUGGGACGGUUAUCCAUCUGCCUUGAUGACUUCACUGUGAAUCACUAGCUUUGUACCCCACACACACACACACACACACACACACACACACACUUUAGUGAAACACAGGCACUCAGACUGUGUGUACCGUCAGGAAGGAGUUUACUGCUUAUAACAGAUUUCAUUCACACUUAUUCUUCUUUAUAUAUAUUUAUAUUUGUAAUGUUAUCGUGGUUGUUCUGUUUCUAUAAAAACUCUUCUUCAGUGUCAGUUUAAUAAUCAUCACACACUCACCACACACUCACCACACACUCACCACACACUCGUCUCUAACACGUGUGAGUGAAGUCUCAGUCUGUAAAGACUGAAUCACACACGUGUCUCAGCGGAGGAUCGUUACUGCCGUGAUGGAGGGGUGCGUUUCUUAGAUUUCAUUAUUAUGAGUUAUGAGUUCAGUAACUCGACAUAAUGAUAAAUAAAGGUCAGAUAAUAACUCUAACACAAACGUUUAUAAACGUGUUAUACACAGACACACGCUGAAUAGCUGAAUGUUCUAAAACAUGAAUAAAAAAUAAUAUAAAUAAUAAGUGAAAGCAUGAUCGAACGAAAUACAGUGUGUUAAAACCAAGAGAUUGCUUUUGUCAAGGUGAAUAAUUCACUGUGUGUGUGUGUGUGUGUGUGUGUGUGUGUGUGUGUGUGUGUGUGUGUGUGUGUCACAUAACCUGAAGCACAUUUAUGCUUGGGUGAAGUUUUUAUUUUCCACAAAUCCAUUAAGCAAUAGAUUUUAUAUAUAUAUAUAUAUAUAUAUAUUUAAAUUGAUUCAUUCUUCAUUUAAACUAAUUGUAAAGUUAAAGUAAACAUUUGCUGCAUGAGUAUAUCAUUAUGCAUGACGUUGUGCACACAAUUAUUUCUUCACUGAUCAUCUAGAAAGUAUUAACACUUAAAAGAGAUCAAAACUUUACCAAACAGUAUCACAUGUAUUUAAAAAUAAAUAAAUGAAUAAAUAAAUAACAGUCUGUGCGGAAUGAGAG
Molecule: messenger RNA, 5197 nt
Organism: Pangasianodon hypophthalmus (striped catfish)
Lineage: Eukaryota; Metazoa; Chordata; Actinopteri; Siluriformes; Pangasiidae
Product: meiosis inhibitor protein 1
Exons: 31
Coding region: 513-4235 (1240 amino acids)
Biological process (GO): meiosis I
Source: RefSeq, a predicted model, not a curated record